UCCCGGACAGGCCUUACGCCCAUACGUCUCGUCUGAACGUUCACUCGCAACUGCACUUUCACGAACCAUCCAUAACAGUCUUUCAUCUUGUGGCCCUUCAAGAAUUUCGCCGUGGGAACUCAAACCAGAGCUGACUUCUCACUCACGUCUGUUCCUCGCACUUCGCCCCUCGACUUGUGACAACCGCCCACCACAGAUCGGCCAAGGGAACAAUCGCCCUGCGAAAUGGAAGUUAUCCAGACUCUCGUCCGCUCGGUCGCCCGAGCCUUCUACACGACCCAAGAGAUCCUCGUCGUCGACGCCCUAGUGAUGCACUCGGCGCUGCGCGACGACGAGUUGGCCUACCUCAUGAAGAUGAAUCUGAAGGACCUGCAUCGCCUUUGCGCAGGUCUUCGCGAUGCACGCUUUCUGGUCGUGCACACGCAGCCGGAGAUAGUGGAGGGUAGAGGCCGACCAAUCAACCGGACGUAUUACUUCAUCGACUACCGCGGGACCAUCGACGCCAUCAAGUGGCGCGUCUACAGGACCGACAAAGACAUGCAGGGCAGUAUCCAGCCCACGGAGGAGUCGAAGGACUACUCGUGCCCGCGCUGCCGCGCCCAAUGGACCCAGCUGGAGGUACUCGACUCGGUGUCGGCCGCGGGCUUCACUUGCCAGCGCUGCGGCACCGUGCUGGAGCGGAUCACGGAGCGCGACGCACCCGGCCACGCGCAGUUGUCGCGCAUGAACAAUCAGUUCAAAUUCAUGACAGACAUGCUGCAGCAGGUCGACCAGGUGGUGGUGCCCGAGUGCACCUUCGACAAGGCCAUCCAGACGGCUCGCCCCGUCGUCCGCGAGGCCACCUACGAGGCGCCCACCAGCGUGCCCCUCGAGACGGGCCUCAACAAGCCAUCGGCCGUCAAAGGGCUGGCCAAUGUGGGGCCCAAGACGAUGCAGAUCACGAUUUCCGACGGCGACGACGCGCAGGAGAAACUCGAGGAGCGGAAACGCAAGGAGCAGCGGCUGAAGGAAAACGCACUGCCGUCGUGGAUGUUGGACAGCGCCGUGCCAACCACCAUGUCCACGACCACGGCGGGGGCAACGCGGUCAUUUGAGAUGAUGGACGCCGGCGCGGAUGAUGAAGACCCUACGCGGACCAAGAGGGUAAAGCUGGAGACCACGUCGGCGGCCGAUGACAAGGACGGCGUCAUGAUGAGCUUCAAGAACGAGGAUGACGACGAAGACGAAUUCGAAUUCGAAGACGUGGUCUGAUCCGGCCAUCGGGGGAGCUGCUUGGUGUUCGAACCAGGAAGCGUGUCGGGACUGGUCCACCGGACAAACUCGAGGGCAGAGGAGGGUGAUACCUCAGUUAGCCCAAAAUGACCGGGU
Chaetomium strumarium is the source of this 1368-nucleotide messenger RNA. RefSeq lists its product as uncharacterized. The record is from RefSeq and is a predicted model, not a curated record. Bases 226 to 1251 code for a protein of 341 amino acids. Gene Ontology annotation, cellular component: transcription factor TFIIE complex. The transcript has a single exon. Gene Ontology annotation, biological process: transcription initiation at RNA polymerase II promoter; transcription open complex formation at RNA polymerase II promoter. Lineage: Eukaryota; Fungi; Ascomycota; Sordariomycetes; Sordariales; Chaetomiaceae.